ACCGCUCAAUCAAUCAAUUAAUCAAUCAAUCAAUCAAUCAACCAAUCAAUCAAUCAGUCACACAAGAGAACCAAGAUGGUGACGUGUAACGAUGCCGGCCUUACACAAAAGAAGUGCGAUGAAGACGAAGAACAAGAAGAGAACGCCAUAGCCGUAGACCAAGAAGAUGAAGUGGAAGAAGCAGAAGAAGAAGGAGAAGAAGGAGGAGAAGGAGAAGAAGGAGAAGAAGAAGAAGGGCGCUUAAUCGUUGUCAUCACGGGCGAAGGAGGACGAGAAGGAGGAGCAUACUCUCCCAUUAAGGACCGAAGGGAGGAGGAAGAAGAAGAAGAUAGCAACGGAUCCGGGAUUUUUGAAAGCCAUAGCGAUGGUGAUGGAGUUCUUCUGCACGUAAACACGUUAAAUAGUGGUAAUGCAGGCAUGGCCACAGAUGCCAUGGAGAAACGCACCGAGACCAAGGGCGACACAACAGAUGCGGUGGUCACGGAUGCCAUGGAGGAACACACCGAGACCAAGGGCGACACAACGGCUGCGGUGGCCACGGAUGCCAUGGAGGAACACACCGAGACCAAGGGCGACACAGCAGGUGCGGGUCAAGUUGCUCCUGCGGAAUCAAUCGUAGAAGCAACCAAGGCCGAUGAGGAAGAGGCUGCGAACCGAAAAGGGGCAGCCAGGGUCACAAACGGCAUGGAAGGGGUUACUAAGACUUAUGAGGACGCAAGUGCGGCAGACACAGGUAAUGAAGAAGAGGCUGUGAUAGGUGUGACAUGCGUAGUCCGAGGACAGUGUGUAGAUACCAGAGAAAGCGAGUGAUGAAUAGACCAUCGAAGCAUGCUGUGGAACCAGCUGGAGAGGCGGAUCACAUGCGCAGGGUGUAUAUAUAUAUAUGUAUAUAUAUAUAUAUAUAUAUAUAUAUAUAUAUAUAUAUAUAUAUAUAUUAAUUAUAUUUUUUUGCAUCAUUUAAAAUUAUCAUGAUUACUUUCUUAUAGGAGUAUUAUUAUAAGUUGACUAAACUUUAAUAUGAGAUAUAAUUUUUUUAAGCAUGAUGAUAAAAAAUCAAAGCAAAACUUUGAA
Molecule: messenger RNA, 1071 nt
Organism: Chara braunii
Lineage: Eukaryota; Viridiplantae; Streptophyta; Charophyceae; Charales; Characeae
Source: the annotation of a GenBank genome assembly